CAACAGGCUUGUUUAGCUCCCGCGGAGCGCGAGAGUCAACAGUGUUCGUCGUUUCGUCAGGAUGAAACUUUGUCUUCUCCUGCCGCUUCUCCUCAUCUCCAACUCGGAGGUCACCUCGAUAACGACUCGGCCAGACGACUUCGCGGGUCCGGAGGAGUGUCUCCGCAGAAAGCCCACGCGCGCGUCCUGCGACCUGGUCUUCUGCCCCCCGUGGCAGCGAUGCAUCGAAGGGCGCUGCUCCUGCAAGCCGCCGUAUUUGUGCCCCACCGAGGACGUCGCUCCCGUUUGCGGGCGGGACGGCCGCCUCUACCGCUCCUACUGCCAGGCCAUGGCGCUUUCGUGCCGCAGCCAGAAGUCCGCCAUGUCCCACUUCGGAGAAUCAUGCUCAGUUGCGCAACCCAAGUUCUCCAGUUCCCUCGAUCCCGACACGGGCGUGCUCACCCUCUUCGUUGCCGAUGACGCGAGUCCUGGCGGGGGGAAGCGCCUGCUGGUGUGUGGGGAGCGGUGGGACAUGGCGAGCGCCAACGCGGCCUGCAAGGAUCUCGGUCACCCUCUCGGCGCCGCGUCUGCCGGCGCGCUCGGCCUCGCGACCCUACGUCGCAACGGCGGCGCUCCGCACUUUCCCGACAGCUGCGUUAGCGUUCGCUGUCGGGGGUUCGAGACGUCGCUGGCCGAGUGCGUCAUCCACGACGGCGUCCGGGUCGGCGACCGGAAGGUUGCCACGGCGACCUGCUAUGACAAGACCAACGUGCCAGAAGAGUGCGGCUUUGCGUGCGCCAACGGGAAGUGUGUGUCCACCAACCGGGCGUGCGACGGGGUCGACGACUGCGGCGACCGCAGCGACGAGAUGUGCUGCAAACGCUGCAGAAGUGGCGCCUUCCGCUGCGAGACGGGCGUGUGCGUGCACGCGGACGCAGGGGAGGACGGACAGAUGGACUGUUUGGCGGGAGAAGACGAGGCGGUGACGCACAUGAGAAAGCAUUCAGUGAUCGACUUGUACUGUCGCGCAGAGCUGGCCAGGGCGGAGUCGAACAGCACAGAGUACAUCUCUCCUAGGAAAGAAACGCGCGACAACCGUGCACAUCUGGAGUCCAAGUUGCAGUGCGGCGUUCCCAACAUGACCGCCGCUUACGACGACAGCGUCAGGGACCGAGUGAGCCGCAUCAAGAGAGUCGUCGGCGGCGUGGCGGCCAACCGGACGCAGAUCCAGUGGCAGGUGGGCCUGGAAGAAAACGGGAGGAUGAACUGCGGGGGAACUUACAUCGGAGGCUGCUGGGUCCUCACGGCGGCUCACUGUGUCAGGCCCAACCCGUCGGCGUUCCGCGUGAAGUUUUCCAUGUGGAAGAAGUCAAGGCCUCAGGACACCACCGACAUCAUCCCAGUGGGCGCGGUCAUCAUCCACCCCGGGUACAACGCCAGCACGUACGAGAACGACAUCGCCCUGGUACGGCUCAAGGACCUCCCGGAGGAGGUGGGCAAGUGUAUGGAGGACAACCCUGCGGUGAAGCCCGCCUGCGUCCCCUGGUCCAAGCGGCUCUUCAACGCCAACCACACGUGCAGCAUCUCGGGCUGGGGCCGCACAGCAGUGGGAAUAGCCUCGCAGGUUCUCUUGUGGGCCAAAGUGUCUCUCAUCCACGACUGCCAGCGGUUCUACCAAGACCGCUUCAGACCCGGGAUGAUGUGCGCCGGUGACCUAGAAGGAGCCGUAGACUCGUGCCAGGGGGACAGCGGCGGCCCUCUCGUGUGCGAGGACCACCUGGGCGUGUCCUACCUGUGGGGCAUCGUCAGCUGGGGCGAUCAGUGCGGCCAGCCGGGCUUCCCGGGCGUUUACACUCAGGUGGCGCACUACUUUGAGUGGAUCCGCCUGCACACGGGCUGGCCCGCCGUCACCCGGUUCAACUCGUGAUCGGCAUCAUCAUCAUCAUCAUCAUCUUCCUCUUCAUCGUCGUCUUUGAUUGUUUGCGCCUAUUAAACGCACUAGAGGGAAUGUUUGCAUCGUC
Phyllopteryx taeniolatus (common seadragon) is the source of this 2000-nucleotide messenger RNA. RefSeq names its product complement factor I (gene cfi). The record is from RefSeq and is a predicted model, not a curated record. Gene Ontology annotation, biological process: proteolysis. Lineage: Eukaryota; Metazoa; Chordata; Actinopteri; Syngnathiformes; Syngnathidae. Gene Ontology annotation, molecular function: serine-type endopeptidase activity; protein binding. Bases 62 to 1906 code for a protein of 614 amino acids. The transcript has 17 exons. Gene Ontology annotation, cellular component: membrane.